GUCUCACUUUUAUUCCAUACAUGAACGAGUUUGUGAAUUUCGCGAUAGUUUUUGCCAGUUAAACUCCUCACCAUCGGCAGCACGUGUGUUGGAAGAGCGCAUUCGGAACAGAACGAUGGCCGGGCAAACGAUACACGACCGUCUUUUGGCCGCGAGACACAGCAUAGCGGGCCAGGGCCUGGCGAAAUCCAUCUGCAAAGCCACCACCGAGGAAAUGCUGGGCCCCAAAAAGAAGCACCUGGACUACCUGAUCCAUUUCGCCAACGAGCCGAACGUCUCCAUACCGCAAAUGGCGAAUUUGUUGAUCGAACGAUCACAAAGCACCAGCUGGGUGGUGGUUUUCAAAGCCCUUAUCACGACUCACCACAUCAUGUGCUACGGUAACGAGAGGUUCACGCAAUAUUUAGCUUCCAGUAAUGUAUCGUUUCAGCUGUCUAACUUCGUCGAUAAGACGGGCGUGCAGAGCGUGGUCGGCGCCCGAACGGGCUACGACAUGUCCCCUUUCAUACGCCGAUACGCAAAGUACCUGAACGAAAAAGCCCUGUCGUACAGAUCGGUCGCGUUCGAUUUUUGCAAAGUGAAACGAGGCAAGGAAGAGGGAACCCUAAGAACGAUGAAUACUGAGAAUUUGCUGAAAACUCUACCGGUUUUACAGAACCAACUAGACGCCCUGCUCGAAUUCGAUUGCACGGCCAACGAUUUGACCAACGGCGUGAUUAACAUGUGCUUCAUGCUGUUGUUUCGAGACCUCAUCAGGCUGUUCGCCUGCUACAACGACGGCGUGAUCAAUCUGUUAGAAAAGUACUUUGAAAUGAACAAGAAACAAUGCCGGGAGGCUUUGGAUUUGUACAAGAAGUUCCUGAUACGCAUGGAUCGAGUGGCUGAAUUCCUGAAGGUAGCCGAGAACAUCGGCAUCGAUAAAGGGGACAUUCCCGAUCUAACCAGGGCCCCGAACAGCCUACUGGACGCUUUAGAACAACAUUUAGCCGCUUUGGAAGGCAACACUCCCACCGCCGUAGCCACUCAUAAGACAGUCAAAUCGGCCGUUAGCAAUUUCGGUUCGGCCGUCGACGAUACUUUCAAGCAAGCAGCCGUAGCUGAAGAAGAGGCCGUACUGAACCACUAUAGAGCCACCAUAGGAUCCCCUACGGGCGCCAGCACGAAUCCUUUCUUAAGCGACGACAGCGUACCCAAACCGGAACCGAUACUAGACCUGUUCUCUAACGAUACCGCCGUUUCGGAACCGGUAAAACCCCAGCAAACGUUCAACGCCUUGGACGAUCUGCUUUCGUUGGGAGGCAACCCGUUCGCGGACUUCGGAGCUCCGACAACCACCGGUUCGAAUACCUUCAACAGUACCACGACCACGGUUGGCGACAACAACAUGUGGGGCGGCGUCGUCAGCGCCAGCAACGCGUUCCAGCAACAACAGCAACAGCAACCGAUGGUUCAGGCUCAAACGUUUGGCAAUGGGAACGAUUUUAGCGGAUUAUUCAACGCCGACGAGCCGUCGGUGUUCGAUCCGUUGGGCGACAAUAAGAGUAGGAUGGUUCCACAGCAACCGGUGGUGGCGCAACCGGUCAAAGCCGCCCCGACUAAGAUCCUUACGGGCGAUUUGGAGUCGAGUUUGACUUCGUUGGUGGAGAAUUUGACCAUGGAUGCGGGAAGCAGGGGUUCCCAAUGGAAUUCGCCGAAAAACCAAGCGAGACCGGCCGUAUCUGCGACGGGAAGCGGUUGGCCGAACCAAGGGCAACCGAUGCCUUUGGCCGGUUACACGAAGGUGGGCCAGCCGAUGCAACCCAUGGUGGCUAUGCAACCGAUGGCCGGCCAAUACGCGGUCGUGCAACAGCCCAUGAUGGGCAGUCCCAAGGUGAACGUGACGGCGCAGAAGCAGGAGGUCACCUUCGAUCCGUUCGAUGCUCUAUAAUGUAAAAAAAAAGAAAGUACCGUAAGUUAAAUGUACAUGUUUAUUAUUAGAAGAUGAAAAAUGUUAUAUGAUGUCGUGAGAUUACCCCCUUUUUUUUUGUUGUUCAUAAGUUUGCGGAGCAUUCUACAAAGCAAUUAACAAUGGUUUUUUGUGAGUUAUGAAGUUUCUUGGCGAUUUGUUGUUGUUUCGUACUCUGUCCGAAAAAUUCUUGUUUCGUACCCCUUAUUGUACUUGGUCUAAUGGCAAGUUGUACAUCACUAACGUAAUAGUACUUUAAUCUUACUUAAUUAUCAUAUUUCUUAAUUGUUUUUAGUGUAUUAAUUACUAUUUUAACUAUUUGGAAGUGUUCAAAAGCGCUCAAAAUUGUCCAGAAUCAUUUUGAACAAUUUUAGAAAUGAAUUAAGACUAUUUGAAACAGUUCAGGGCUAUCUAAGAACUAUUCUAAUCUACUGUAAGGGUAUGAAACAAGAAUUAUCAACUGAUUAAUUACGAUACUGUAAGAAGCAAGUAAUCACCUUUUUGAUUACCACAUCCGUGUACUCUUUUAUUUUAAAUUCUCUCGUUCAUUCCUAAAUGUUAAACUCGAUUUAUACUCGUAACUUCAAAUAUAAGACAAUUUAUAAUCCGAUAUGAUUUAAAUUGUUGCUUUCGACCACACUCACUCUAAUAUUAAGCGAACAAAUUGAAAUUAACUCGUUAUAUAUAUUGUUUUGAAAAGUUAAUUUACUUUACGAAUGAUCGGUUUCAAUUUCAGUUCGAUGAGAUAUUAAUUUAUCGAUAUCAAUCGUUCGAAGAGCGGCCUACGUAAAAUGAUCUCGAACGAUUGUUAUCGUGAUGUAUCCUAUUCAAUUUAGUGAUGUUCUUUGUGAUAUUUUUUUAUGUAUAUAAAAUGUGAUCUCUUUCUAGCGAAACUUAUUACUUUAUUUUUGUACUGUUUAAUUUUAUUUUAAUCUCGAAUGAAAAAAACAAACAUUUAUAUUUACAUUGCAAUUGUAUAUUUAUUUAUCUUUUGUUUCCACUGUAAUACUUAUUUA
Molecule: messenger RNA, 2961 nt
Organism: Phyllotreta striolata
Lineage: Eukaryota; Metazoa; Arthropoda; Insecta; Coleoptera; Chrysomelidae
Source: the annotation of a GenBank genome assembly